GAGUAGAGGAAGGUGGGCACAGAUGUUAGCUCAGGGCCAAUCUUCCUCAGCACAAAGGGGAGGAUUGGCAGAGGAUGUUAGCUCAGGGCUGGUCUUCCUUGAAAAAAAAUCCUUGUCAAAUUUGAGAAUAUGGUAGUUAUUUUGCUGUAUGUUUAAUAGUAUAAACAUCCAUUUUUCUUUAAAGCCUGAGAAAUAAUUUUAGAACUUCCUUAGAAUCUAAUUUUUGCUAUCUGAAAACAAUUAACAUAAAUGUGAAAUUACAGUGAGGCAAAUGAGUGUGUUUUUAAUGAAACAGUUAAUAAUUAGAACUCUUUAUAUUGAAAAUUGGAAAGUCUUAUAAUAGGAAUAAAUUUCAAAGGUGUGUGUGCUGGGUCACUGUUUCCCCAACCUCACUAAGCAUAACAGCCCCCUGGAGGGCUUGUAAAGAUGCGGAUUUCCAGCCCCUAAUCCCGACCUCUUGAAUGAGAAUCUCCAAGGGUGAGGCCUGAGAAUUUGUUGAGGUUAAUUUUUCUUUUUUUCUUCCUUUCUAAACCUUGGGUGAUUCUUAUGAGAGACAACUUUAGAUAAUGCUAGUCUAGAUAAUGUACUUUCUUUUGAAGGUUUCAACUGGAUUUCUGUAGGCAAAAUAUUUUAAUCCAGCUAUUCGUAUUUCUUUGCCUUAUUUCUAAAACGCUUCAGGCCUGAGGACUUGCGCCGUGAGUUUGGUCGAUAUGGCCCUAUAGUAGACGUUUACAUCCCACUUGACUUCUACACCCGCCGCCCAAGAGGAUUUGCUUAUGUCCAAUAUCCUUUAUCUUACUGUGUGCAUGUGAAUGUACUGCAUACAUGUGCAUAUACGUGUGUAUGUAUCAGGAGCAUAUGUUAUGAGAUUAAUAUUGCCUAAUUAAAUGUGUUUAUUUCUUUAUCUCAGAAAAUGUAAAGCAGUCCACAGUAGCUGGCAAGCGCCCCCCAGUUUGAACCAACCUGUUAGCUAGAAUCCAAGCAUAAACCGAGCAGGCGAGACAAGGCACCUAAAGUUCAAGCAUCAAGGAGUAAAGAGGGAGGGUGGACACAGAUAUAAAGACCUGGAAGAGGGGAAGUCUUUAUCAAGAAAGACAAAGCCAACAGCAGGUUGAGACUUCGGCUUUCCUACAUUUACUCAGAGUUCCAGAGUCAAAGCCAAGUCUGGUUUUGUUGGUUCUGCGUCUCUUAGAAAGUCCAUCUUGCAAGCCUUAAAGAGUAAAGGUCAAGGUUCAAGAUCAAGUGACAUUGAGUAUCCUUAACAGCUAGUCAUAUUUGAAGAUGUUCGUGAUGCUGAAGAUGCUCUUUACAACCUCAAUAGAAAGUGGGUAUGUGGCCGUCAAAUUGAAAUACAGUUUGCACAAGGUGAUCGCAAAAGUAAGUGUGACUAAACAUUAGAUCUUGUAUAUUUAGCAGAAUGAGUUUCAGCAAUGACAGUUUUUUUUUUUUAUUUAAAAUUCUUACAGAAAACAAUACUAUUUGAGUGGCUGUUACUGAGGUUUUCAGGUAAUGAAUUAUAAGUCUUGCACUUCAUAUUUUAGCACCAGGCCAAAUGAAAUCAAAAGAACGUCACCCUUGUUCUCCAAGUGAUCAUAGGAGAUCAAGAAGCCCCAGCCAAAGGAGAACUCGAAGUAGAAGUUCUUCAUGGGGAAGAAAUAGGAGGCGGUCUGAUAGCCUUAAAGAGUCUCGACACAGGCGAUUUUCUUACAGCCAGUCUAAAUCUCGCUCCAAAUCACUACCAAGGCGUUCUACCUCAGCAAGGCAGUCAAGAACUCCAAGAAGGAAUUCUGGUUCUAGAGGACGGUCAAGGUCAAAGUCCUUACAAAAAAGGUCCAAGUCCAUAGGAAAAUCACAGUCAAGUUCACCUCAAAAGCAGACUAGCUCAGGAACAAAAUCAAGAUCACAUGGAAGACAUUCUGACUCCAUAGCAAGAUCCCCAUGUAAAUCUCCCAAAGGGUAUACCAAUUCUGAAACUAAAGCACAGACAGCAAAACAUUCUCACUUUCGAUCACAUUCAAGAUCUCGGAGUUAUCGUCAUAAAAACAGUUGGUGAACAGAACAAAAGAGCGCUACAUAGUCUUUCAUAUAAGUUAUUAAACCUCUCAUUAUGUUAAAUAAAAAUUCUUCAAGGCUUACAGAAAAUGUGAGUUGAUAUUAGUUACUUUGGGCAUGUGCAAGAAAUAAAAUCUCUCUAGCUUUGGAUUAAUAAAGAUUUGGUCUCAGUUUAAGGGCCCACACCACAAAUUAUGAUGUGUCUAAUGUCACCAUUUUUGGACCAUUUUUUGUUUACAUUGUGGCAGAAGGGUACUUUUCAAAGGAAAUGGGUAAAAUGGAACUAAUUUAGAAAAUUCUAUUUGGAUAUUAAGUAUUAGGAAACUUAAUACCUUUUACAAAAAUAUUUUUUACUUUAAAGCACUUUACUUUCAUGUAAAAAGUAAUUAUGACUGUAUAAUUGCAUAGGGCAGGCUUAAACUAUUUGACACCUUGUGUGUCUUUUUUUGUCUUCUGUUUAAACACGGGCCAAUUCAUAGUGGAUAUUAAUUCAUAUUGCAAAAUUAUGACAUUCCUAAAAGUAGAAUUUAUAUAGAGAUCAGGCAUUCAAAAGAUACAUUCUUUCCUGAGCUCAAAAAAUGUUUUAUUUUUAUUAGUGGAAUGGUAUAGAUAGUUGACAUCAAAUUGCAUCCUGUACCAUGUUCAUUCACUUCAGAGUAUCCAAAACAUUUUAGAAAUACUGAAUUUUGGGCCAGCCCCAAUGGCCUAGUGGUUAAGUUUGGCAUGGCCUGGGUUUGGUUCCCCGCCACGGACCUGUACCACUCGUCUGUCAGUGGCCAUGCUGUGGUGGCAGCUCACAUACAAAAAGAGGAAGAUUGGCAGUGGAGGUUAGCUCAGGGCGAAUCUUCCUCAGCAAAAAAGAAGAAGAAGAAUUUUGAAUUGUUUGAGAAUACUUCUCUAAAAAAUGUGUGCAACACUCACAAUCCAAAAAUAUUCAUAUUAAGCCUUACACAUUUGAAGAGUGUACAUUUUGUAUAAAAAUCAUAUUUUAUACCAUUAUUUCUACAUACUUACCUUUCAUCUACUGCUUAAUUUUUUCUUUUUAGAGUUCUAGCUCAAGACUUUAAAUUGUAUAGAGUAAGUCUUACUUUUUGAAAGAGUGUUUAGUACCUUGUAUUAAGAAACUCAAGACUACAUCCUCAACAAACAACUUUGCAGUAUUCAGAUUUACAUUACACUGCCCUUCAUUUUUUUAAACCAAAUAGCUUUAUUGAUAUUUAUUGCUUUUGUAGUUGUUAUAACUGAAUUAAAAAUGUGUUUGUAGUUUAUGUUUUCAGAGGGUUUUGGUAGUAUUUGUGAUAAAAUGGUUUUGCAUAUGAUUAUUAUAGGGGAUAUAGAGCUCUACUUGUGUAUCUUGUUGAAUUAUACUGAAAAUGAGAAGUUCUCAGCCCAUACAGUUAAUAUUUGUAUCUAGAGUGCUUAAGAAAAAGAUCUGUCUUAUAUGUUUAGCUUAUAGGAGCCAGUGUUGCUUCUAUUUGUUUUGAAUACAAAUUCCAUUUUUCCUUGCAUUUUAGAUCCUAUGUGUAAGAAACAACUUUACAGAAUAAUUUAUAUGCCGGUAAUAAUUGGACAAGAACCGUAAUUUCAUGUAUACUGUACUUUCUGAAUCAACUUUUCUCUAAUCAUAGCAAAAUUUAUUUCAAAAUUACAACUCUUUGAACUGUUCAGCUGUAAUAAAAUUUAGUUAUAAAGUUAUGUGGCACUAUUGAAAAUUUAAAGGAUAGUCCAAAGGAAGCAAGACAAACGUUAAUCAUAAUUUUUAAUAUUUUCUGAAUAAAUGUUUGGGUUCACACACACAUAUAUGCAGUCAUUCCAGAUACUAACUAGGAAUUGAGUAUAGUGUCUUUACUCUACAUUUAAUCCUCAUAUCUUAGAAAAAGUUACUAAGGUUUCUGAACAUGCUUAUUCCUUUGAUUUACUUCUGAUUUGCUUUUCCAUUGUAAUCUCCAGGCUGCUUAGGAUACCUAAUGGGUUGGAUGGAAAAACUGGAAUGAUAAUAGUUCAAACUCAUUUGAGCGUUUACUGUGUGCUUGGCACUCCUCUCUGAGUUUUACAUUUUUCACUCAUCUGUUUAUUCCUGACAACUUUGUGAGGUAAAUACUGCUGUAGAUGAGAUGCAGAGAGAUUAAGUGACACGCACAAGGUCACACAGCCAUUAGACUUUGGAACUGGAGGGUGGCUGGGCUCCAGACAGCCUCUGCUUGACUCCUCUGCUCUUUUUGGAAGAGAAAAGUCUGACAGAUAUAUGCUAAACUAAAGUAAUGCUUAGAGGGAAAGGAGAGAACAGAAUUAGGAAAAGAAAUUAUUAUAGGCUUCAAUGAAAAUGGGUUCAGUGAGUGAGUGGAAAUUGGCAGUUGGGCUGGUACCCUGGAAAAUUGUCUCCUGGGUAUCUCUAUUCUAGGGUUCACUUUUGUUAUAGAAUUGUUUCUUGGACCAUUUAAGAGAGGAUACUUAGGGUAAGGUGGUUGGUUAAUAAAGCAAGUGUUUUAGCUCUCUCUCAUCAUUUCCUUUAAAGAUAAUGUAUUUACUCAGGUACUUCCCAAGUUUAGUGUUAGGGGUGUUACCUCUCUUUAUUCAGGAUCAUAGACGCUAAGUUAAUGUCAGAGGAAAUAAAGAUGGCCACUAAUACACAAAUAACUUCUGUACAGCAGCUGAUGUUUUGCAGGGGCAAACAGAUAAUGAGGGGAUACACUAAGUGUUUUGUUUGGAGCCUAGGAUUUAGUGUUGUGCCACUGGGCUCAUUUAUUUUUAAAUAUAAAUUGUUAACUAAUUUCAAGACUUUAUAUAUUACUUGUAGUGUUUGAGAUACAGCUAUUCUAAGCAUUACAAAUAAUUUCUGCCUUUAAUCCCAUUGCAAGAGACAAAAUUCAUCAGAGUGUAAAGGAAGUAUUUAGAAAUACUUCUUUAAUUUUUCUAAACUACAUUAAAAGUUGUAAUUUAUUAUUUAGAGUUAAAAUGAAAUUGGUUUUCCAAACAGGGUGGCAGAAUAUUUGAGGUACUUGUACAGAUAAAUAUAUGCUACUUAUGCAGCAUGGUCUCCUGCAGAGGAUCUUGGCAUCACGGAACCAAAGACUCAGGUUUAGGCCUUGUAGAUUUUCAGAUAAGUUCAUGACUCCCAAGAGUUUAAGGACCCGUGGUUCAGUGAGACACAUGGGUUUUGGAGUCAGAACAUAUAUAUUUGAUUAGAAAACAUUUUCAAGUAUUAAAUGAGGAUUAUGCACCCUAGCAUCUGAAUCACUCCCUUGAUGAAAAUAGGGUAUUUAGGAUCAGAGCAUUAACUCUGGCAUUGGUCUGCUAGGUUGAUUUAAGCCCUCUGGAAAAUUUAUAUCUUGAACACCUUUAAAAAGAUGUUCACAGGGGCUGCCCAGUGGUGUAGUGGUUAAGUUUGUUUGCUCUGCUUUGGCACCUGGGGUUCGCUGGUUCAAAUCUUGGGUGUGGACCUACACACCACUCAUCAAGCUGUGCUGUGGCGGCGACCCACAUACAAAAUAGAGGAAGAUUGGCAACAGAUGUCUCCUUACCCCUCCCCCCCCAAGUUAAUAAAAUUAAGUAUAAAGAAAGUCAAAACCCUUUUUAGAAAUACAAUAUUCCCUGAUGUAAGUGCUAGAUAUUCCAGGUUGACUCAACUUCUCUCAGGUUAAAACAGUACUUUACAGUAAUGACAAGUAUUUAUUUAAAGGAAUCAUGUGAAGAAAGAUUUAAUAAAAAAUGUACAUAGACCAUUGUACCCCAUCAGCAAUAUUGUCCCAAAAAAUGGUAUAAUAUUUUUAUUCUCUUUUGGGGAAAUGAUUAUAUGAUUAGUCUUUCUUGAAUCCUUUAUUCUAGGAGUAUACCACAACUCUGAACUUACGAAAAGAAAUAGUAUCAACUUGUAGAGAUAGAUGGAUGCCCACUGGGUUGAUGGUUGCCAUUUUUUAAAAGUACUAUGUGAUUUUAAGUAUAUAUAUGGUUCACAUAAUUCAAAACACCAACUUCUGUUUAUAAGCUAGAAAAUAGAUUACAAAUUAAAAUCAAUAUCUUGCUGUAUGCCAGUUUCCGGUUCUUUCAGAAUGCUGCUAGAAAAUUUAAAGGGUCAGUCUCUUCAGAUGAGAGAAUCCCCAGGCAGAAAUCAGUCCUCAGUCCUAGAAAUGGAUUGAGUGCAUGUUCCUUAUUGUUUGAUCUUAUGUGUGUUACAGCUUGUGUAGGAUGAGUAGUUCCUCAGAAAAAGUGUCAUUGAAACCAGAAGCAAAAUUCCUGCUUCUCUAAUUUAGGAGUAUAAUUCUAUUAACUAAAUGCCCAAGUACUGUAUGCUUUUUAGAAAUGUCUUCAUGGAGGUAAAUUGAGGAAGACCAGAAUUCUUUGCUGUGACCACCUGUUUUCCAAGGAAAUAACCACAUUCUAGUUUUCUUAGCUUACUGCUAAUAGUACUGACUUAAAAUACUGUUAAAUUGACUUUAAUUUCAACAAAAAUCUCAAUAUAAAGUAGUCUUCAAAGCUGCAAGUGAUAACAUUUCUUUUAAUAAGAAAAAUUUAAUUGAUUUGUUGGGAGAGGGGAUUAAGAACUAUUACUAUUACAUCUGUGAGGCAGUAUCUGCUUUGUAGUAAUAUUUUACAACUUGAAAAAAGUAUUCUGUUAAAGACCUUUUCAAAAUUGACAUAAGCUAUAUAACUGUUCAGACUCUUCUGGGCGAUCUUAUAUUUUAAAAAUGAGAAGGGAUUUAUUUAAAUUUAUUUUAACACAUUGUGAAAUAUUUAUAUAAUUUCAUAAGACCCUUAGAGAAAAGCAUUAACAUUCAUUAUUGUCAGUAAACAUUAAAAUUUUGGCCUUAAAAUGUUAAAUGUAGCUGAAUUAGAAAUACUAAUGGUCUAGUUUUGUUUAUAUUCAUUACAGUUUUUAAUAUAUAUAUAAAAGGUCUAACCAUUUUUGGUAUUGUUUUAUACUUUAUAAUUCCCUGUUCUUAGCAUAUAAUCUACUAAAUGGGAUUGUAAAAAAAAUACCACUUGGGGCCAUCCCACGGCCUAAAGGUUAAUUUCUGUGCACUCUGCUUCAGCAGCUUGGGUUUGUGGCUUCAGAUCCCUGGCAUGGACCUACACCACUCAUCCCCCAUGCUGUGGCAGUGACCCACAUAGAAAACAGAGGAAAAUUGGUACAGAUGUUAGCUCAGGACUAAUCUUCCUCAGCAAAAAAAAUAAAUACUAAAAAACGAUGGAUGAAAAAUUUUUAUUCUAAAAUACCUCAAAUAUGAAAAACACUUUGUGCAGAGCUCUGAGCUGCCUGCCAGCAGUCGAAUAUAACUAAUGUUCUAAGAGGUGUCCUGACCACACUUUGUCCGCCCUUUAUCUAUUUUGACUCAAAGGCGGUGUUUCAUAUGAAUGAAUGGAAUGUCAUGGAAAGUGGAACUACAUGACUUAAGGAAUCAUUUUAAGUGCUUUUAGCCUUCAGUUAGCUCCACUGGUAUUAAUUCAGUAUGAAAGUUUAGAGGGUAGGAGCCAGCUGUUAGGAGUUGCAUACUGCCUUACCCUUCUACGUCCUAGUCACCAGUGCUAAUGAGCCCCUGAGCAUCCCCUUUUGAGACUCUCAGACACAUAUUUCCUUCACUACUUGAGGUUCAAGUUAUUCCACUUGAAUUUCUUUAACUUUCUUCUCAAGACAUGGGCAGUUAUUAUAAAUACCCUUCAGAACCUUUAUAGUCUCCACCUACCUCUUUAUUCUCCGCUAAUUAAAGCUUCUUCAAUCAUUAACAUUUAUGUCAACGUUAACAUUAAAUGUCAGCUGUCACAUUUCCCAAACAAGCCAGUGCUUAAAUACAUUAUCCUUUCUCUGAUUCAGCUCUUCCAAUGGCUUUGGUGUUUCAGUCAUUGCCUAGAGUAGUAUUGUUUUAGAAGUGUUAAUAACCAACAAACCACCCUACUUGAAAGUGCAAGAAAAACAUUCAAGAGGUUCAAAGUUUACAAGCUCGAAAGAUUAGCUUAUUUGUGCUAUGUGCCACAUGUAAGUGAGCUUUUAGAAUUAUUGGCAAACACUGAACUUAUGUAUAAUGUUGAAGUGAACUAGUAAAGCAGCCUUAAUUUCCCCAAUUCUAUUAACAUCAUAGAAAUCUUUAGUAAGAAAAUAAUUUUACAGUGAACAUUCAUAUUCCAACUACCUAGAUCCUACAAUUAACAGAUUAUAUUUAUCGCAUAUAUUUCCAUCUAUCUAUUCCCCAGUUAUUUUGAAUUCAACACAUAGUAAAAUCUUGAAAACUGCAAUGUUCAUAAAUGGGGUAUUCUAAUUAGCUAAAGACCAAUCAGAAAACCUUGGUUGAAUCUUUCAUAAACAUAAUUCUGUUGUUUUAAUUUUGAAAUUCCAGAUCUGGUCUCAAGCAUCAGAUGAUUACAGGAACUUAAGAAAUAGACAUGGGGCCAGCCCAAUGGCACAGUGGUUAAGUUUUCAUGCUCCACUUCAGCAGCCCAGGGUUUGUGGGUUGGGAUCCCGGGUGCAGACAUACACACUGCUCGUCCAGCUGUGCCC
Molecule: messenger RNA, 8542 nt
Organism: Equus quagga
Lineage: Eukaryota; Metazoa; Chordata; Mammalia; Perissodactyla; Equidae
Gene: SRSF12
Product: serine and arginine rich splicing factor 12
Exons: 3
Coding region: 1553-2053 (166 amino acids)
Source: RefSeq, a predicted model, not a curated record